Messenger RNA from Hypomesus transpacificus, 2080 nucleotides. RefSeq names its product neuritin 1a (gene nrn1a). Gene Ontology annotation, cellular component: plasma membrane. NCBI's taxonomy places the organism in Eukaryota, Metazoa, Chordata, Actinopteri, Osmeriformes, Osmeridae. The record is from RefSeq and is a predicted model, not a curated record. The coding region runs from base 358 to 786 and encodes 142 amino acids. Gene Ontology annotation, biological process: neuron projection extension; nervous system development. The transcript is spliced from 3 exons.
AAGGAGGGAAGGAGGGGAGGGGGGGACUAGCCCUGUCUAGCAAAUGAGAAAAUGGAGAGAGGGGGAGUCCAACAGUCACUUUUACGUCAAGCAUGGUAUGUGGGCGUGAAAGAGAGAGAGAGUUCGGGAGCAGAAAAAACGAGGCAUCACCGCCCUCACUUUACGGGGUGCACCAUUUCACUCCUAUCUGCCCGGUCGUGUGCGUAAAAAGGCAACGCUGGAGCACAAAAAACACGGAACCCGGUAACGGAAUCUCUUCGGAAGUUGAUGGCUAUGUGUGACAACCAAACUCCUACAUAGUUUUUCCGUUCAAGUUUUUAAAGAUCUGCAGACGCCAAUGGUUUUACCAACCGUAGGAUGGGAUUGACCCGGUCUGGGAGGUGCAUCUCCCUGAUUAUAGCUGUCCACUUGGCCUACCUGCUGCAAGCAGUGCGAGCCACGGGGAGAUGUGAUACAGUGUUUAAGGGCUUCUCCAACUGCCUGCUUCAACUGGGCGACAACAUGGCCAGCUACCCGCAGGAGCUCGAGGAGAAGGAGAACUUACAAACGAUCUGCACAUACUGGGACGACUUCCACUCCUGCGCCACCACCGCGCUAGCGGACUGCCAUGAAGGAGCGACAGACCUCUGGGAAAAGCUGAAGAAGGAAUCCAGAAACCUCGAGUUCCGCGGGAGCUUGUUUGAACUCUGUGGAGGCGGUAAUGGAGCGCCCAAAUCCACCGCUCCCCGUGGCCUCACCCUGCUCCUAACGGCACUUUCCGCCCUAGUGACUUGGCUUGCAUUUUAAGAAAAACAUACAAAAGUAGAAGCGACAAAAUAAACAAAUAAACAAAUAAGAAGAAGAAAAAGAAAAUCAAGAAAACAAGUGUUAACUAUCAAGAAAACAAUACAACAAGACAUAAAAAAAUACGUUUGAAUUAAAAUCUACACCCGAAUGGAUUUGUAUUCUUCACCCGGGGAAGGCGAUUUGAUUUUGCCAGAGACAUUGGCCGGUCGUCUUCAGGAGUGGCGCGCGCUCCGCCAUAUUCCUCUGACCUCGGGGUCAGUUACAUUAAAUAUUUAGCAGGUGUUAAGUUGAAAUGCUGAUGACAUUUUGAUUGAUGUUCACCCGGUUACAAUAGUGGAUUUACAUAGCAACAAAUAAUUAAUAUAGACGCCAAGGCAUAGAAACAUCACAGUUAUCACAGGUGAUUGCAAGUUGCUCAUACUGUAGCCUCUAACGCGAGACUGCGUUUACCUAAACGAGAUCAGCGAGAACAUACAAGCAAUUUGCUUAUAAGCCCUGGCCAUUAACGUUCUAGACUCCACUUCUGACUUUUCUUUAUUCGUUUUUAUUUUUCCAAAAUAAUACCUUAUCGAGCCAAGUAUAAAUGUAUUGGGUGCUUGUUGAUCUGAUGCGUGUAGUUUCCUAGGAUAACUAUAGGAUAUAUAUCCUAUUAUAUAGCCUAUAGUUAUAACUUACAAUAGCCUAUACGUCACCCUAGAAUAAAGAAAGUCCACAUAUACGGGAACCCAUAAGGAACCUCAGAAGCAGUUUUAAAGAGAGGAGAUUUCAGGUGAAAACUAUGGCAAUACGACAUCUUCAACGAGGUUAAGUAAAGUUGGAAACAAUGGCUGGAAAUUGAAAUAUGACUGUUGCCAGAUAAUUAAAGCGCAUUGUAGGAUUUAGCAUCAGUGUGCGCUUCAUGAAAGAAUAACCCAAUUUAGAGAAGCACUCUGGGGCCCACAUGUCAUCAGUCCUAUUACAGUAGCACGAUAGCCUACAACAAAACGCAGAAUCUUUAUAGCUGGAUAUAUAAGUGAGUUUUUUGCUAGCUUUAUGUAAUGUUGCCAAGGCAUUGACCAUGCUCCACUGCCUUUUGAGACGUGUAUUCUGUUUUUGUCCGUUUGUUUGUUAGUUUGUUCGUUAAAGGGGAUGUUGCAUAUAAAAAAACCGGACUAUUCCAAAUCAUCUAAGAUUUUAAAAAAGAGAGACUAUUAUGUAUAUCAAAUGAUUUUAAGAAAAUGAUACUUUAUCCCAAACAGUUUUAAAAACAGAUUAUUAUACAGGUAGCUUAUAUUGAGAAUACGAAUGAUAAAGA